AUGUCGCUGCUGGCGUCGCUCUUCGGAGCCGGGAAGAGCGGCUCCGCGCCGCCCGGUCCGGUGUCUUCCGUGGCACGGAGCGAUGGGAGCAAGCGCUCGGGCGGGAGCGCCGCGGUGAACGCCGUGGACCUCGGGGAGAUGCGCGCCAAGGCGGCGACGGACAAGCUUCGCGUGGUGAACGAGGCGAUUGCCGAGCACGACACGUACCUGGCCACGUUGGCGAUAUACGAGCGGCUCAUCACGGUGUAUCGCGCCAAGAAGGCGGGGUUGGAGGCGCUCGCGGCGGCGCGAGGGGCGAUGAGGGACGCCGUCGACGCGGUCACCACCCCUCGCGCGGGGAUUACCGAGACGAAUGGCGCCAACGAGGAAAAAGGCACUGGCACCAGGUACGAGGUGAGCCCCGAGGAGUUACUCGAGCAGCUCGGUCCGGAGCCGAAACCUCCGGCGCAGCGGUCGCCGGUCAACGAACCGAGAAUCGCCGCGGACGGCACCGAGGGCCCGCCCAUCUUCCUCCUCGCGUGCGCCGCGCUGGAGGGUUCCGCGGAUGCCGCGCGGGUACUUCCCGAGCUGCUAAAGCGAGGCGCGGAUGCAAACGCGCGAGGCACGCGGCACGACCACGGCGCCGACGUGCCCGCGCUGUGUCUCGUGGUGGGGGCGAUGGAGGGCGUGGCGAAAAUCGUCGCCGCGUCGGAGGAGGCGGCGGAGGAGGACGUCGAUGGAGGAUGUCAACGGAGGACGUCAACGGACGCGGACGAUAUCGUCAACGAAAAGGCGGAUGAUGUCGACAAUGAGGCGGUUCCGCGUCCGACGCGAACGCGCCCAGCCUCCGCGGACGACCUCGCGGACUUUGCCACCGCCCUCCUCGCCGCGCCCAACUUGGACGUGGACGCGGUGGGGAGACUCGGGAGGGUGCACGAGAGCGCCAGGAACGGCCACCUCAACGCUCGGUACCGGGGACUCGUCCCGUACGGCGGAGCGGUCGGCUCGGAGGGAACCGCGCUCUUCCUGGCGACGUGCGCGGCGACGGCGAACGCGCUCGACGGGGAUUCGAGGGGCGCGGUCGCGGCGGUUCACGUCGCCGCGCGGCUCAUGGGUUCCGGCGCGGACGUCAACGCCAUCGGCGCUCGGCCCGGGUGGUGGGCGCGGUGCGGCCCCAGGCUCACGCCCGUCUCGAUGUGCCUAGCCGCGCUGGAACAGACGGCUUCGCUGACGGACCGAGCCGCGUACGUAUCCUCUCGCGUGGCCAUCGCGUCGCUGGCGUCCGCGCUGAUCCGCGGACACGGCUUCGAUCACGCCGUCGAGGCCACGUUCUCGCACAGGCCGGACGCGGAUGAGCUGAGAGUGCGCCGCGUCGCGCCCGGGGACGCGUCCACGAUACAUACGGGCACGACCAAAAACUUUGGAUCCACGUCAUCCAACGCCCCGCCCGUGUACGCCAGCGGACCCGCGCUGUGGCACGCGUGCUGCGCGGUGGUCGAGGGCGCCGGCGCGCCGGCGUUAUCCCUGGCGCGCGAGCUCCUCGAGAUGGGCGCGGACCCGAACUGCGUCGGGUCGCGGCCCGGGCACUGCGCCGCCGGCACGCCGGCGUUGGCGAUGUGCGUAGCCGCGCUGGAAGGGCGCGCGGCGGAGGACGGGAAGAAGGCGUGGUGGCCGUCGACGGACGGCGUGGCGGGAUCCAGGGUUCCGUCGACGCUGUCGGUGCGAGCGUCCGUGUCGGAUGGGGCGACGACGGAUGGUGGGUCGGCGCCGUCGACGUCUUCCUCUCGGCGGGACGCCUCCGGAGGCGGGAAGAAGCUCCACCCGGUGGACGGCGAAGAGACUUCCGAGACGGACGCCGAGGCGGAGCCCCGAGAGGAGAUCUCGUGGAUGGCGAGGAUGAUUCAGUCCGCGGCCGACACCGCGGCGGAGAUUGGCGAGGAUUUCGCCUCGCUUCAGAAGAACAUAGCGGACGCGGCGGCGGAUGUCGUCAACGCCGCCGCCGCCGCCGUCGGCACCACGCUCGACUCGCACGACGACAGGGAGAGACGCGCCAGGACCGAUGCGCUAGAGCUCGUCAAGGCGCUCAUCGCGCGCGGCGCGGACGUCAACGCUCCGAUGGAGAUCCGAAGGCCCCACGCUGAAGAUCUCAUCACGCGGAACGCGUAUCCGUUGGGCUUAGCUCUCGGCGUGUACGCGGAGAAGCCGGAGAUCACCGAGGCGUUGGCGGCGGCGGUGAAACUUCUCGACUCCGGCGCGGAUGUGAACGCGGUCGGCGUGGCCAAUUACCCCGUCGUCGCGCCUCCGCUGCACGUUGCGUGCGUCGCGGUGCACAAAGAUCUGCCCUUGUCCGCGAUGCUGUUCGAUAGGAUCCUCGAAGCCGGCGCCGACCCGAGCGCUUGCGCGGUUUUUCCCGAGGGGAGCGAGUGCCCCCCGGUGGUCGAAUUGCUCCACGCGCUGCGCGAGGGUGAGCGCGAUCGCGUGCUCAUCGCGUCGAUGAUCGAACGUCUGAUCGACGCGGGCGCGGACGUGGUGCGUUCGCACCCGGAGGUGUACCUACCCGAGCCUCACCCCGCGUACGCGGCCAAGGAGAGGGACUUUGGCAUCGCAGGGGACGACAAACGACCGGUCACCGACCAGUCAUCGACAAACGAUCCCAUGGACACAAACGGAAGCGACGUGGAAGACGCCGAGUCCGCGCUGGGCAGAUCCGCGCGACGCCAGGCUGCGUCGUUCGUCGACGCACGCGGGUCGGGCGCUGGAUCGGUGAGCGGGUCGUCGGACUCGGAAGGUGACGUGUCGAUGGCGGACGCGUCCGACGCCGGUGAAAACGACGGUGAAAACGUCGGCGCGACCCGGCCCAAACACCGGACGAGGGUGGGCACCUGCGAGUACACACCGCUGUUCUGGGCGCUCGAGGCUGUGUACGGCGAGGGUCACGACGAGGCGAGGCAGUGCGUGGAGUGGAUCGUUGAGAGACGAGGGUGGGAGGUUGACGAGCAGCAGGGUCUGAACCACCAGUCCUGGGUGGAGGGUUCGCUGGUUGCGUGUGCGGUAGCCGCCGCCGUCGAAGCCGCGGCGCCCAUCGACGAGCUCUCCAUCCCACCGGCCCCGCCCGGCGCCGAUCCAAAGGGAGUCGACUCCGGGGGGUCCCAAGCGACGCGACCGGCGGGCGAUGGGACGUCGCCACCGCUGGCGUCGCUGCUGGAGGGAUGGACCGGUCACCGACCAGUCACCGACCAGUCACCGACUGACGCGGCUCGCGCCGCCGUCGGCUCGCCGUCGCCCGGUGCUCCGCUCGCCAAGAACGACCGAGCCGACGUGGACGAAGGGCCGGUGGAUAACGUGGAGAGGGCGUUCAGGGACCCGGCGUACCACCACCCGGCGAGUCUCAUCCACCACUUCCCCGACAUCGCCCACCACAACCUGCUGCUGGAGCGCACGCGCGAGGAGAUGCCGCAGACGAAACCAAUCCAAAAAAUCGUCAAACUCGGCGCGCUCGGUCGGUUCCGCGGGCGAACCAAGGGCAUACUCGGCGCGUCGCGUUUCGAUAAAGCCGCGCAAGGGCGGUUCGCGCCCGUGGAGAAGGCGCAGGCGCAGGCGAAGGCGGACGCGGUGUCGGAUCGUCCCGCCGAGAUCUCCGCGGAGGAGGCAAAGGCGGGGGCGGCGCCGAUCCCCGCCGCGACGACCGUUACGACCGUUACGACGCCGCCGACCGACGAUGCAGAGCCGCCCCGUGCGCUCACAGCGCGGGACGCCGCGCUUCACGCCGACAUCGACGCGAUGGGCGCGCCGUCCCAGGCUGGCGAUGACGCGGAGUCGCCGGAGCCCGACCUCGAACCGUCCGCGCCUAUUGAAUACGUUCCGUUCGACCCGGUCGCGCACAAGGCCAGGGCGGUGGCCAGGCGGUCCUCGCGGCUGUCCGCCUGCAUCAAGACGGCGAACAUCAUGGUGCGACACUGCAAGCGCGUGGACGCCGGCGCGGUCAACCCGCUGCUCGCGGAGCUGGGCGCCGGUGCGUUGACCCCGUUUGAGUUUACCCCGCUGUUCGCGGCGCUGCACGGAGCGGCGUGCGCUCGGGGCAGGGAACAGCUCAUCGUCGCCCUGCACUUCGCCACGACGCUGCUGGACGCCGGCGCGAGCGUCGUCGGGGAGGACAACUCCGGCAGGCACGCGCCGCUCGAGGGCGUCGGCGGCGCCAAAAACGCCGGCCGAAACCUCAAGGGCGAUUCCGCUGCGUCGUCGACGUCGGCGCUCCGGUCGUACCCGCUCAUGUGGGCCGCCGCCGCCGUGCUUCGAUCCGAUUACCCGUACCAGAAGGUGGACGACGCGUGCGCGCUGGUGAAGAGGCUGCUCGUCGCGGGCGCGGAUCCGUCGGAGGUGAACCUGCGCGUGUCCGUCCCCGGCGACGAGACCGAGUCCGGCCCUGGGGGGUUCAAGACGGGUAGGAAAGCGUCGAAAGAGGGACUCAUUCGCGGCGCGAGGGUGCUACACCUGUGGGACGAACGCGCGCUCCUCCUGGAGAUUCACUCCGCCGACGCGUGGCAGCGCGCGCUGACGCUGCGCAUGAAGCUCGCGGAGAUGCUCUCCCAGGCUGGCGCCCGUUCGGUGUUCCGUCCAAAAACGCGACCCGGGGACCUCGCGAAAACGGCGCUCGCCGCGGAGGCGAGGAACCGUCGAUUCGAUUCCCACGACGGGGACGCCCACCCGUGGACGAAGGACGAGGCGGACGCCGCCGCGCUGAUGGAGCGCGCGUCCGUCCCGACGCGGUACCACGGCUGGCGUCGCCCCGUCGACGACGACGAGGCUGGGCCGCGGGACGACCACCUCUUCAGCCGCGGCGAUCUCUUCCACGACCUCCGAGGUAGGCACACCGACGAGGUUCCCGGAUACGGAGCGCCGGCGAUCAUCCCCGGCGCGACCCGCAUCGUCGUGCUCAACGAGAAGGACGAGGGCAAGGCUGGCGUCGUCGAGACCAAGAAGGUGUCGAGGGAUGAGCUCGUGAACGAACGAGACGUGCCCACCAGCGUCUUGGUGUCCAGGAUGACGAUCGAGGCGGAUGCGAAAGUCGCGGCGGACAAAAUAUACGCGGCGGAGGGUCGAGACGCCGUGCGCGACCUCCUGGGCCGCGACAACGACUCGGACACGGACGACUCGGACACCGACGACGAAUACGACGACUAUCACCGCGCCAACGACGACAGGAACACGGCCAAGGCCAAGACCCGCGCGCAACUCGCGAGGGAGAAAUGGCGCCGCAGCAUGGACAAGGUGGCGCACGGCCGAACGAAGAGCGACCAGAUUGCGCUGCGACGGAUGCGGUCUUCAGACGCCUCGGAUAAGAAUCGGUCGAUGGGGGAGAUGGCGAGGAUGGCGCUCGAUGGUUUGCGGGAGGUUGUCGCGACGAACGUGACCUCGUUGAGGUUGGGAUCCGGCGCCGGCGGUGGAGACGAGGUGAAGUACUUCGACGACGAGGCCGAUUGGCUCGCGUCGUCGAGCGCGACGGGUAGAAGGCGGAGGCAGCCGACGGUGCGCAGGGAGUUGUACGGUCCUCACACCGAGCGUCUCUAG
Micromonas commoda is the source of this 5547-nucleotide messenger RNA. RefSeq lists its product with no specific name. Lineage: Eukaryota; Viridiplantae; Chlorophyta; Mamiellophyceae; Mamiellales; Mamiellaceae. The transcript has a single exon. The record is from RefSeq and is a predicted model, not a curated record. The coding region runs from base 1 to 5547 and encodes 1848 amino acids.